This is a messenger RNA of Exophiala aquamarina CBS 119918, 681 nucleotides long. RefSeq lists its product as uncharacterized. The transcript has a single exon. Lineage: Eukaryota; Fungi; Ascomycota; Eurotiomycetes; Chaetothyriales; Herpotrichiellaceae. The coding region runs from base 109 to 681 and encodes 190 amino acids. The record is from RefSeq and is a predicted model, not a curated record.
UUUCCUGGGCCUCCAUUUACAUGCCGACCCAAGCUGUUCUGUUGCCCUGUCGCCGAGAGCAACUACUCACAUUUGCCUCGAAGCUUUGUCAACCCUGGCCGUCACUUGAUGAACCUUCAGCUUCGAUCAUUCCUCGAGUGUGCCGACGACCCCAAGCUCGAGAUUCCAAAAUGCGACGUAUCCCACAUCGUUGAAGUGACAACUAGAGUUCUGCAUAAUCCCUCCGCUGGUCAAUCGGACAGUCAGCUGCCGCAAGAACAAUGGAAUGUUCGGGCAAGCAUGGGCUACAAAGAACCCUUUGCCAUCAACACUCCACCACUUGAGGAGGAAGAGGGGGUGUGCAUUGCCAUGCAUGAUCAAGACAUGCAAGAGGACAUACCAUAUUCUACAUACCAGGCCAUGUCAACUCGUCACUUCACCACUCAAAGUAGUAACAAAGCGUGGCAAAUCCCUCCCCAUUCACGACAAUAUCGAGACUCUCACCCGGAGCCAUAUCACACUAGGAGCCGGACUGAAAGAUAUAUGGAGAUCCCACCUUUCAAAAGUAUGCCCUACACGUCAGAUGGAUCUUCGUCAAUGACUUCAGGAGCAAUGUCAGCCCGUCCAUGGAUACCUUCUUGCAGCAUGCUGAUGUGGUGCACCCGCCACAACAUGUUCUACGAGGUCCACGUGCUAUCAUGA